Anneissia japonica is the source of this 4433-nucleotide messenger RNA. Its product is annotated as death-associated protein kinase 1-like. The record is from RefSeq and is a predicted model, not a curated record. NCBI's taxonomy places the organism in Eukaryota, Metazoa, Echinodermata, Crinoidea, Comatulida, Comatulidae. Gene Ontology annotation, molecular function: TIR domain binding. Gene Ontology annotation, biological process: positive regulation of canonical NF-kappaB signal transduction; MyD88-dependent toll-like receptor signaling pathway. Bases 813 to 3944 code for a protein of 1043 amino acids. The transcript has 13 exons.
ACUUUAAAAUAACUAGUCUAGACUACCAAGCUUGUGCUUAGUGACUAGCAUUGAAUGCGAUCUGAGGUACACCGUGAUGCGAUAGGUCUGGUUGUAAAACUAAAAAUAAUUUUUUAAAUAAAUUGUGGUAGCGAACUCCAAAAAUUAAGGUUUAACUAAGUUGAAAAACACCCAGCAUUUUCUUUGGAGAACUAGCUAGGCUAUGUAGUGGAUACCUUGCAUCCCUUGAUGGUCCAUCAGUACUAGUAGAUACUAGCAUGUGUUUGAUGAUGAUGUCUCAUUGUGCCUGGGUGUUGAUUGAAGGUACAGUAUUGUAGAUGUAUGAAUAGUUUAGAAGCUGGCUGGGUACCCAAUACAAGUUUAACUUACUGUAUUUGCUCUUCUGAAAUUGCAUAUUUAGAAAGUGUACAAUGUCAAUGAAUAUGUAUUGAUGUUUUUGAAAUACCUGAUUGAUUGAUUGGUUGGUUGCUGUGUGAUGAAGUGUUGUAAAGUUAAGGACACUAUGAAUUACUUGCGUGAAAUAUGUUGUAUCAAGUGUCGCAUUGUGUGACAGCAGCAGAGUGUAAAUCACGCAAUGCAUCAUCCCUCCUGUCUAUGUGUUUGCUGUGGAUUAACAUUCGCUGCACUGGAACUAGAACAUUGCUGCUUUGCAUCCACUCAAAUUCAGGUGAAGCUUCCAAAAUAUAAUGUAUUCUCGAAAUAGAUCAAGAUAAAAAACGUGUAGUGUAGUAGUAGUAGCAGCAUACUAUGGAACUUACAGGGGAAGAAUUUCUAGUUUCGAUCCAUCAAGUGAAAAUGAGUCGUUUGUCUUAAUGGCUCUGUUUCAUGCUGUGGAGGAAGGGAACUUAGUGGGUAUCAAGGAGUUGGUUACAACUUUGACAUCUUUUGAUCCAGAUCAAAAGAACAAGCAUGGGGAGACAAGUCUGCACGUUGCAGCUGGUUGUGGGUACGUGGACAUUGUCAGGUUCCUUCAGUCGAAGUCUGCCUCUUUGAAUGCAAAAGAUAAAAGAGGUGAUACACCUGUACAUUGGGCUGCUAGGCAUGGCCAUACAGCCGUUGUGGAAUAUUUGAGACAAGAACAAUGUCCGAUAAAUGAACAAAAUAAAGCUGGUGAGACUGCUCUGCAUGUGGCUGGUCGCUAUGGGCAGGCUGAAGGUGUUGACCAUCUAUGUCACCUUGGUGUAGAUACAGACGUUCAAGAUGAUGAUGGUGAAACUGCCUUACACAUCGUUGCCUGGCAUGGCUACAGUAAUAUCGUUCAAACUAUAUGUGAUGCUGGUGCAAAUCUUAACCUCAAAAAUAAGGAUGGUGAGACACCCCUCUUGUGUGCUUCUGCUAGAGGACAUCUUGACAUUGUUAAAAUUCUUGUAAGAGCAGGAGCUAGACUUGACAGUCCAGACCGACAUGGACUUUGUGCAAUACAUCUUGCCGUUAGACGGAAUCAUUAUGACAUUACUAAAUUCCUUUGUGAGUCGGGAUGCAACACUAACUUGAGAGACAAGUUUGGUGAGACAGGUCUUCAUGUCGCAUGCAGAGAUGGUAAUAUUGAGUUGGUACAGUUACUGCACAGUGCUUGCUGUGGAUUGGAUACUGCUAACAAGCAUGGUGUUACUGCUGUACAAAUGGCAGUGAAACAUGGGCAUAUAGAAGUUGUACGUUUUCUAUGUAUGGCUGGAUGUCGUCUAGAACAUUGUAAUGACGAUGGAUUGACUGCGGCUCAAAUAGCAGGCAUAGAAGGCCACGAUGAACUUGUGGAGAUGUUAAAGCAAUUACAAGGGAGUCGUACGAGGGAGCUAUUUAUUCAUCAAAUGCAAACUGUCACAGCGCCACUUCCCCGCAUUAAGUUGCGGUUGUUUGGGCAUUCAGGUGUUGGAAAAAGCACUUUGAUAGAUUCACUUAAGUGCGGUAUGUUGAAAGGCUUCCUAAAACGCUCCAAGUCCAAUCUGUCACUCUUAGGACGGAAUUCCUCACGGAAACAACCCUCCUUGAAUGAAAGUUUGGCAAGAAGUAGAAGACAUAGCUCAAUGUCAUCUGUAAAAACCAACACAGAUUACAACAGUACCAAAGGUAUUGAAAUAACCAGUGCCAGCAUACCAGGAGCUGGUGAGUUCAGUAUUUGGGAGUUCUCUGGAGCAGAGCCUUUCCACAUUUCCCAUCAUCAUUUUAUCGAUCAUGGAAGCAACAGCAUUAAUGUGAUAUGUUUCAGUCUAUAUGACUCUUUUGAAGAGCAAGUUGAGCAAGUGACAUAUUGGUUGAAUUACAUUAAGUCAACAUUACCAGCAAAUGAGCCUAUAGGAUAUUGUGGAAAAUAUUCAAAUCAACUUCGAAUCUUGCUUGUUGCUACUCAUGCUGAUCUUCGCAGCUGCCCAAAAUUGUCGUCCGGAGAAAGUGUCAGCGGCGAAGGCAACAUCAUUCUGUAUCAAAUGAAGAAACGCUUUGGUCGUUUGUUUGACAUCAGUGAGAUGUUGUUUGUAAUGGACACUAAAAACCCUCAGUCAAAGGACAUGAAGCUCCUACGACAGCAUCUUGGCAAUACAAAAAAUGCUAUUGUUCAGAAUGAGCCAUACAUGACUGUAUUGUGUGAAUCAGUUGUGAUAGCACUGAAUAGUUGGAGAAAGUCUUACGCCGACUUCCCUGUGAUGUCAACCCAGCAGCUGGUUGACGUAAUUCAUUCUGAUGUGAAUCCAUUAGCCAAUGAUGUCCAGCUUAAAGAAGUGAUUCAGCAGUUGAAGUCAAUGGGUGAGGUACACCACUUUAAGAAUGAACUCCUGCAUGACUUACUAGUCAUUGAUCCACGAUGGAUGACCUCAUCAGUGUUGGGUCAAUUGCUGUCUUUUGAAUUCUCUGAUCAGCCAUUUGGUUUAUACAGCAUCCACUAUAUGCAGUCACUCUUUCCUCAAGCUGAUGCCAUGGAUAUCAUUCAGCUCCUUGAAGCUAUGGACAUAUGUGUGCAUGAAGCAGUGUGUGAGUUUCCUUCCCUUCUUCAUACAAACCGUCCACAAUUCAUUUGGGAGAAGCAGGAUGGGUCUGGUUUAGUUUAUGGAGGCACCCGACUUCAACUGUCAGACAGUGGUUGCGUUUUACCGAUUGGUGCAUUUGCGGAAAUACAGGUCUCCUUGCGUAAGAACUUUCACCAGGAUGUUGAUGAUCCUGAAACCGAACUUAUUUUAUGGCGCCACGGUGCUAAGUGUUCAACUGCAUCAAUGGAAGCAUUGUUGACACUUACAAAUGAAGGACAGAGUGUGGAGAUUGUUGUCAGAGGUUUGGAGGAAGCACAGCAAGGUUGCUUUGUGUUUAUGGAAGAUUUUGUCCACUUGGUUGAACAGGUGUUUGCAGAGUUAUAUCCAGGUUUGAUGUUGAACCGUGACGUUAUCAGUGCAGCUCAAUUAAAGGAGCAUCACAGAUGCAUGAUGGUCUAUGAAGGUAGAAAGAUCUACAAGGCUCUACGAGAUCACCAAGUCAGUAUGUACAAUGAAGUCACAGAAACAAGCGAGUACUUUAUGGAUUUACUUUUUUUUGGUAGUACAGAAAUUGACACAAACAUCAUAUCAGGACCAUAUCUUCAUGUGUCUCAGCUACAUCCAUAUACCCUCAGGCAGUUAAGUAUGCUCUUAGACCCUCCAGAUCCAAUGGGGAAAGAUUGGUGUCUAUUAGCAGUAACCAUUGGCUUGGUAGAAAAGAUUCCAGAGCUGGAUACUACUGACAGACCGUUCAGUAAGGAUGAGUCAGACAGCCCUACUGUUAGAACAUUAGUAGAAUGGGGUGUGGAUCCCGAAAAUACUGUUGGAAAACUGAUAGAGCACCUGAAUGACCUUGUACGUGAUGAUGCUGUUAGGGUCAUCUUAGAGACUGCGCCAUUAUUCAGAUUUGUACCUGAAACUCAAGUGAGUGAGGAAGCUCAAAGAACGAGCACUGCUUCAAGUAGCAGUGUGGUAUCCAGGUGACUAAUGGUGUCAAGGUGAUGAUUAGUCUCUUAAGUAUUGAUCAGAUAGAUAUCCUAUGAGGACCAGUAAGUCUGAUGAAGCCUUACCACUUGAUUACUAAUUACUAGGUGACAGCUUAUGUAUCAAAGAAAUGACUGAUGUCCACCUGAUUGUUGCCUGGUAUCGAGGUAACAAAUAGAAUCUAGGUGAUGAUUUUGUACCUUAGUAUUAAUCGGGUAUUAUAUGAGGAAUAUAAUAAUUGGAUUACUGGUUACUCUGACAGCUUACAAUAAUAUUGACAUCUGUAUUAUCUAUGGUGUUUGAUGUGUGUAAAUUCAGCAUCUUACAUCCGUAUGUAUAAGAGGCACUUUAUAGAUUCUUAUUGAUAUUAUAUCAUCAUCAUCACUAUCAAGAUGAUGAUGUGAUCUAUUAUUAUUAUUAUUAUUAUUAUUUAUUAUUAUUAUUAUUAUUAUUAUUAUUUAUUAUUAUUAUUACAGUAUUAUUAUAUUG